Molecule: messenger RNA, 414 nt
Organism: Drechmeria coniospora
Lineage: Eukaryota; Fungi; Ascomycota; Sordariomycetes; Hypocreales; Ophiocordycipitaceae
Product: histone H2B
Exons: 3
Coding region: 1-414 (137 amino acids)
Biological process (GO): nucleosome assembly
Cellular component (GO): nucleosome
Molecular function (GO): DNA binding; structural constituent of chromatin; protein heterodimerization activity
Source: RefSeq, a predicted model, not a curated record
AUGCCCCCCAAAGCCGCAGACAAGAAGCCAGCCUCCAAGGCUCCCGCCACCGCGAGCAAGGCCCCCGAGAAGAAAGAUGCUGGCAAAAAGACUGCUGCUUCUGGCGAGAAGAAGAAGCGUUCCAAGACGCGCAAGGAGACCUAUAGCUCGUACAUUUACAAGGUCUUGAAGCAAGUCCACCCCGACACUGGUAUCUCCAACCGGGCCAUGUCUAUCCUUAAUUCCUUUGUCAAUGAUAUUUUCGAGCGCGUCGCCACAGAGGCGUCCAAGCUGGCUGCGUACAACAAGAAAUCCACCAUUUCCUCGCGGGAAAUACAGACAUCUGUCCGUCUGAUUUUACCCGGUGAGCUGGCCAAGCACGCUGUCUCCGAGGGUACCAAGGCCGUCACCAAGUAUUCCUCUUCCACGAAGUAA